This is a messenger RNA of Mya arenaria, 2605 nucleotides long. RefSeq names its product NGFI-A-binding protein 1-like. The record is from RefSeq and is a predicted model, not a curated record. Lineage: Eukaryota; Metazoa; Mollusca; Bivalvia; Myida; Myidae. Bases 193 to 1806 code for a protein of 537 amino acids. Gene Ontology annotation, cellular component: nucleus. Gene Ontology annotation, molecular function: transcription coregulator activity; transcription factor binding. Gene Ontology annotation, biological process: negative regulation of DNA-templated transcription. The transcript has 11 exons.
GACCCAAUCGAAACAGUGCGGAAAACCCCCCUCCCGGAGAUAAUGACGUCAAUGUCAUGCUCCAAAUAUGGAUUUCCUCACCCCUCCCAUUUUUAUCUACAAGGGACGGGCGACAUAACACGGAGCAUAUUUUACACAUUAUUACGACGAACUCAGACACAGAAAAGGAAGAAGUGACCCCUACCUGCUGUUAUGACCACAGCCACCCCAAGCACCGAGUCGGAAUGGCAGCUUCAUCGCGUCCUACUAAGAGCGAAUCUCCUGCAGUAUUAUGACACAUUUGUAGCUCAAGGUGGUGACGAUGUCCAGCAGCUAUGUGAGGCUGGAGAAGAAGAGUUUCUGGAGAUAAUGGCCCUGGUUGGGAUGGCCAGCAAGCCCCUACAUGUUCGUAGGCUACAGAAGGCACUACAGGAAUGGGUCGCCAACCCAGCUGCAUUUGAAGGGGAGAACGCUGUGCGUGACCUUCCAACACACGUAUCCUCGUUAACAGCAGAGGCUUCGACGUCUUCAGCGUCCCCUUGGAACACGCCCCAGAAAAGUGUGAGCCCUGUCAGUAUGAUGCCCGCACAAAGAUCACACGAACUCCCGCCAGAAAUCCUUCAGGGACAGAUGAAGAGGGAGUUAUCGCCCGGCUCUGCAUGCCUCAAUGAGGAACAGGUUGUUGCUUUGGCAACAAGCGCUGCACAACUCGCCAAAACAUUGCCAGCUUUCGAGCCAAAACAUCUCAGCCUCAAGAAAGAAAUUAACAAACAGAUCAAUGAGAUUAUGCAGGUUCCUGUGGAGUUCACGGAGGAGAGAUUGGAGAUAAUGAGGAAGUAUGGCGCAAUAUAUCGACGCUUCGACACAGACCGGGUGUACUGUAAACCAAUGUCAAUGCACGAGGUGUGUGUGAAUGAGGCAUCUGCCCAGCUGUGUCUACACAUGCCCAACCUGCUGUCCAGACGGGAGGACCUUUUCCCGCUUGCCCGACAAGUGGUCAAGGAGAGUGGCUACCAGUAUUCGAAGGGACAUUCAAGGUACAGCAAUGGCAGGUCUGUAGACUUCAACCCAGAGAAUCCAAGCAAGCGACAGAAGAUAGAACAAUUGUUGAGUGAUUUCCGCAGCGAGAGUCCACAAAACACCACUGCGUCCAAUGCUAGGGAGAUAAGACAGGAACGUCUAGCUGCUAUUAGUAAAAGCCUCGCAAAGAUCUCCCAGCAACAGGAAAAGAUUGUUAGCGAACUAGAGAGUGCACGAGAGGGAGAUGAUAACGAGAAAGUCGACCUGUUACAGGGACAACUGGAGUCUGUAACUAACGCACACCUGCAGCUACUCACAGAACAGAGCGAACUUCUCCGCAAACAGAGUGCGGAAGUGUACAAUGAUCUGGAAUUGUCUGAUAAAGAAGAUUCCAACAUCGGGCUCAGCGGAUCUUCUUCCCCUUGUCCUACAGAUGUAUCUGAGUCAACGGGCGGCAGUGCUUCGUUGAAAAACAUACUUUCAAACUCUAAAUUGCCAAAAUCAUCCCUAAACAGUCUCGCAUUCCUCUCUGCAUUUAAACCAACCCCUGCUAGCAUGAAAAACUCCCUUUUUGACGAAGGACUAAGAAUUGCUCAACAAUAUGGUCUCGGUGACUUUGCUCAGGAAUUAAAGACAUUACAAGGAGGUGCAGAAUCUGAUUCCGAGGACCAGUCUGAGAACAAAACUAGUCAGGCUCCAAGUGACUCAAGUGAUUCGGAAAAUAGCAGGCCUAGUGUGAAUGAUAAAUCGGAGUCCAAUCAGCUAAACAAUGAUGACACUGAAACUGUUGCAACAGUAAAGGAGUAGUGCAAGAUAGAUAUAUAGGUGGCCGUCAUUUGAAUGAUCUUGCUGCAAUUCAUCUUCAGAUCCAUGAAGCAUUCUUCGAUUUUGGUACCUUCAGGAACAAAACAAACGUUGAAAAUUUGAUUAAAAUUGUGCUUUGUUUGAUAUCAUCAACUGCAUGUAAAAGAUGAGUAGUGAAAUCUGUUUUCUUUUUAAAAAUACAUGUAGUAAAGCACUGAUUUAUAAAAUGAGGGCAAAACUGGUGUAACACCUUCCAGUUAUAUAUAUUAAGUUUACAACUCUGAGGAUAGAUUGUUGAAACAUCAUGAAUAAGACGGCCUCUUUAAGAAUGUUCACAAAGUUUUAUUCUAUUUAUUGGCUAAUUCUCAUUCCAAAGAUUAUAUUUUUGUUAAGAUGAUUCUGUACAGUGUAAAUUGAAAUAUUUAUGUAUACAUAUUGGUGAUACGGUAUAAAUGUACUAUUGCUUGAAUAUAUGUUGGUAUUAAAGUUAAUCAGUCAUAAGCUCGUUCGAGUGAAAGAUAUACCGGUACAUUAAGAAAUCCUCAUAAGCACUGGACCAGAUAUUGAGUUUUAAUAUAAUGAGGAAAGAAUUUUUGUUUCAUGCUUAAGUGUUAGAAAAGGACUUACUUACUGUCAGAUUUCAUAGGUAUAAAUCAGCUUAGCUGGAUGUAUUGCAUUUUUUUUUAUUGGUCAUAAAUGUGAUUGUUAUCGCUUCUAACUUACAAGGAACUGUUGUCAUUUUAUCUGUUUUAUGUUUUGUUUUAUUGUAAAAUUAUGAAAUAAAAUAAACAAACAAAUUAUG